GCAUAGAUCAAAUCCUCGUUCCUUCCCCGGAUACGCCAUGGCCAAGUCUUCCCAUUUCGCAUGUGGUUGGAGCUAGCGCAGGUUCCCUGGAACUAUGGCUUGGACCUCACAAUGGCACUGAAGGAAGCUGAGGGGCUGGACUGGAGCUCCUUUCAGAAAUGUCGCUUUGAGCCUGGCGCGCUGGCAAAUGCGGGUCCACUACGGGAUGACCGCGACAUCGUCCUGGCCGCCGUUGAAAGCUCCGGCUAUGCCCUGCAGUUUGCGUCGCCCAGGCUGCGGGGCGACCGGGAGGUGGUGGUGAAGGCCAUCACUCAGAGCCCCGAGGCCUUGGCCUUCGCGUCUGAGAAGCUGCGGGCGGACAAGGAGCUGGUGCUGGAGGCGGUGAAGAGCUGCCCCAGUGCCCUGGACUUCGCCUCCAAGCAGCUCAAGGGCGACAAGGAUUUGGUCGUUUUCGUGCGGAGUUCUUCGGAGGAAGUGGUGCUGGCGGCUACCUUGAAGUUUGCUGAGCCGCGGCUCCUGGAUGACGAGGAGGUGAUGCUGGCGGCGGCGCGGAACUCCCCGGCGACGCUGCGCUACGCCUCCCUGCGGAUCCAGAAGAGCGCGGACCUGGUCUUGCGUGCGGUGCAGAGCAAUCCCGGGGUGCUAUUCCACGCCCACGAGAGCCUCCGCAACAGCAAGGACUUCAUUUUGCGGGUCGUGAAGUGCCGGGGAGACGCGUUGAGGUGUGCGGAGAAGUUUCGAGAGGAUAAAGAGGUGGUGCUGCUGGCAGUGCGCCAGAACGGCCACACUCUUGCCUUCGCCUCCGAAAGCCUGAAGGACGACAGGGAGGUGGUCUUGGCGGCCACCAACACCCGGGGCAGCUCCUUGGUCCACGCCUCCGCGCGCCUGCGCCAAGAGCGCGCCGUGGUGCUCUCCGCGGUGAGUCAAGAUGGCUCCGCCUUAGCUUAUGGCAGCGAUGACUUCAGGAAGGACCGAGAGUUCAUCUUGCUGGCGGUGGCGCUGAACGGUCUCUGCCUGCAGUACGCCUCUGCGGAGCUGCGCGCGGACCGUCAAGUGGUGCUGCAGGCCAUCCGAUCCAAACCCUCCGCGUUGGAGCAUGCGGACUCCAGGCUGAAGCGCGACCGGGAGAUCGUGCUGGCGGCGAUGUGCCAAAACCCGGACUCGCUGGGCUUCGCGUUGGAUUCCGUCAAGAACGACGACAUCUUCAUGAUCUCUGCCAUCGCCAGGCAACCACAAACCUUGCAGUUCGCGUCCGAGCGCCUACGCGGCAACAAGGACGUGGUGCUGGGAGCCAUCAAAGGCAUGCCGGGAGCCGUGGAGUAUGCUGCAGACAGCUUGAGGCAGGAUCCCGACUUCCUGCGGCGAGCGCUGCAGAUCAACGUGGAGGUCUUCCAGCACCUGGGGGACCUCAAGUCCGACCGGACCCUGGCAUCAAUGGCUCUGCGCUUCCACGGCUCCAUUUUGCAGCACCUGCCUGCCAGCUUGGCGCAGGACCGCGAACUGAUUUUGCUGGCAGUGCUGAGCUAUCCGCAGGCCUUCCGCCUGGCACCAGAGACAUUGCAGGCGGACAAGGAGUUCAUCAUGGCCGCGGUGCUGAAAAACCCGGAGGUCCUGCGGUUCAUCCCGCAGCUCAGAGACUCCAACUUCCUCACGUCCCUGCUGACGGCGUGCCCUGCAGCCCUCGAGCAUUUGCCCGAAGCACAGGCAGACCCCAGCUUGGUCCUCCUGGCUCUGCAAACUCAACAGGCCUGCGAGCUGUCGGAGGACGACACCCCGGAGCAGCCCCGAUCUUCCAGCGCAGUGCAGCAAGGCGGCGCCCGGUCGACCCUGGCUUUUGCAGCCGCCUCCCUGCGCUCGGAUCCUCACUUCUUACUGGCCGCCUUGGCGCUGGACAGCGGCGCGCUGGCCUACGCCACGGAGGAGCUGCAAAAGAACGAGGACUUUGUGCUGGCGGCAGUCCGCGUCAACGGCCUGGCGCUCUUCGGGGCCGCCGGGGCGUUGAGGGCCUCGGAGGCCUUCGUGCGCCGCGCGGUGCGCGCGGACGGGCGCGCGCUGGCGGCGGCGGCCGAGGAGCUGCGCUCUCAAAAGGACAUCGUCCUGGCCGCUGUUUGCAGCCGCGGGGAUGCCCUCACUUACGCCAGCGAGGCUGCCCAGGCGGACAAGGAUCUGGUCCUGGCCGCCGUGAAGCGCUGGGCCCCGGCCCUGCGAUGUGCGUCCCAAAGCCUGCGGGGGGAUGCAGAGGUGGUGCUGGAAGCUGUGAAGACCUGGGGGGUGGCGCUGCAAUACGCGCUGCCUCAGGUCCGCGCCAUGCGCGGCGUCGUGCUGGAGGCUGUCCGGAAUGAUGGCCUGGCGCUGGUCUACGCAGCGGAGGCCUUGCAAGAUGACGAGGAGAUCGUCCUGGAAGCGGUGCGCCUCUGGGGCUCCGCUCUGCAGAACGCCUCGCGGCGACUGAAAAGCCACCCAGGCAUCGUGCUGGCGGCGGUGCGGCGCUGCGGCCUCGCCCUGCGCUUCGCGGAUCAGCAGCUUCGAGCUGACAAGGAGCUGGCCGCCGUGGCCUUGGCGGAAGACGGCCUGGCGCUGCCCUACGUCGCAGAGGCGCUGAGGGACGACCGGCAGCUGGUGCUGCAGGCGGUGAAAGGUCAUGGCUCUGCGCUGUCCUAUGCUUCCCAGCGGCUGCGUGCAGACAAGGCGGUGGCCCUUGCGGCGGUGAAGGCGCGCGGGGAGGCCCUGCGCUACGUGGCGCCCCAGCUGCUGGCGGACCCGGAGCUCGUGCUGCACGCCGCACGGACUUGGAGUGGAGCGCUGAGUUUAGCGGCGCCCCAGCUCCGCGCAGACCAGGACUUUGUGCGCCGGGCGGUGCAAGCGAACCUGGGUUCCGACGGGUCAGUGGCGCCCACCGACCCAGGGUGGAAUGGACUGAGCCUGUAAAGCGACAGGAGCAGCGUGGUCAAAGACACCAGCUUGUAGUUGUUGUGCAUGAAUCUCUCAAGAGCUCUCGAUAUGUCUUGUGCAAAGUCGCGAACCCAUCCCGAUGGCGCCAAAGCGCCAUACAUCGGC
Effrenium voratum is the source of this 3057-nucleotide messenger RNA. The record is from the annotation of a GenBank genome assembly. Lineage: Eukaryota; Dinophyceae; Suessiales; Symbiodiniaceae.